Messenger RNA from Cucumis sativus (cucumber), 1942 nucleotides. RefSeq names its product berberine bridge enzyme-like 28. Gene Ontology annotation, molecular function: FAD binding; oxidoreductase activity. The transcript is spliced from 2 exons. The coding region runs from base 88 to 1764 and encodes 558 amino acids. NCBI's taxonomy places the organism in Eukaryota, Viridiplantae, Streptophyta, Magnoliopsida, Cucurbitales, Cucurbitaceae. The record is from RefSeq and is a predicted model, not a curated record.
GAGUUUGAAAUCUCCACACAAAUUAAAACCACACCAUAACCAUAAGUAGUGGAAAUUUGAAUCACAAAAACCUCAAAUAAAAUCGCCAUGAAGAAGUCUUCUCCAUCAAUCCAUCUUUCUCUAAUUGCUUUCAUUGUUAUAUGUUCAUCAUUUUCAUUAUUCAAUGCAGCUUCUUCUGACAAACAUGAAGAGUUUCUUCAAUGUCUACUUCAUCACUCUCCACAUAGUUCAUCUAUUGCCAAACUUAUUUACACUCAAAACAACUCUUCCUAUUCCUCAGUCCUAAACUUGUCCAUUAGAAACCACAGAUUCUCAACUCCCAACACCCCAAAACCAAUCCUCAUCAUAACCCCAUCAAAUAUUUCCCACAUUCAAGCAGCUGUCAUUUGCUCCAAGUCUCAAGGCCUUCAAAUCCGAAUCCGAAGCGGUGGUCACGACUUCGAGGGUCUUUCUUACGUUGCCUACCUCCCAUUCAUCGUUGUUGAUCUUAUUAAUCUAAGGUCUAUCACGGUCGACGUCAAAAGAAGAACCGCAUGGGUUCAGUCAGCGGCUACUCUAGGAGAACUUUACUACAGAAUUGCUGAAAAAAGUCCAACCUUGACCUUUCCGGGAGGGGCUUGUCCGACUGUUUGUUUUGGUGGGUACCUUAGUGGUGGGGGAUAUGGCCUGUUACUGAGGAAAUAUGGUUUGGCAGCCGAUAAUGUAAUAGACGCUUAUUUGGUUGAUGCAAAUGGGGAGUUUCAUGAUAGGGAAUCGAUGGGAGAGGAUUUGUUUUGGGCAAUUAGAGGCGGCGGAGGAGGGAGCUUUGGAAUUGUGGUGGCGUGGAAGGUCAAGCUGGUUCCGGUUCCGGCGACGGUGACGUUUUGCUCAAGUAGCAGAACUUUCGAAGAAGAUGCAAUCAAUCUAAUCCAUCAGUGGCAAUAUGUGGGUUACAAAUUGGAAAAAAAUAUAGCACAUGGAGUCCUUACCAUUGGUGGACAGAUGACAAGUGAAGUAGAUGGGAAAGUAAAGCCAGUAGCUAUAUUCUACACUUCAUUUCUUGGGAAGGCAAAUAAGGCAGUGAAAAUCCUAAAAGAAAAAUUUCCUCAAUUGGGUUUAAAAAAGGAAGAGUGCAAAGAAGCAAGUUGGGUUGAAUCAGUUGUUAUUGCUGCCAAUGAUUUUACGGUUGGAGAGCCCGUUGAAGCCUUGCUCAAUAGAUCAGCAUUGAUUCCACCUAUCACUAGCAAAAAAGUAAAAAUAAAAUCUGAUUAUGUAAAGGAACCCAUGCCCAAAGUUGCAAUUGAAGGCAUAUGGAAUAGAGUAAAUAACUCUCAAGACAUAGGAGGAAUAAACGUUCUAUUUGUUCCUUAUGGAGGGAGAAUGAGUGAGAUUUCUGAGUCCGAAAUUUCUUUCUCACAUAGAGCUGGAAACUUGUUCAAAAUUGCAUACCUUACUGGAUGGGAAGACCCAAGUAUGGAUGUAGAGACAAGACAUCUAAAUUGGAUACGAGAAAUUUACAGUUACAUGGCUCCUUUUGUUUCCAAAUCACCUAGAAGUGCAUACGUCAAUUACAGAGAUCUUGAUAUUGGAUCCAACUCUGACAAGUACGGAAACAUCGUCACAAACCAUGACCAAGCUAGCAGUUGGGGUUUGAAAUACUAUGGUAACAAUUUUAAUAGGUUGGUACAAAUUAAAACCAAGGUGGAUCCCUAUAAUUUCUUUAGGCAUGAGCAAAGCAUUCCAAUCGCUCUUUCUCAAGAAGAUAAUUUAGUAAAAUUAGUUUAGUAGUUUGAUAUUUCGUUUAUGUGAUUGUAACUGAAUUAUGCCCCAACCUAUUAUUAUAGUGUGUGCAGAAUAAGGGGUCGCUUGUGUCCUUUAUGCAUCAAAAUAUCUUUUUUUUUCUUUUUUCAUGGGUUAAGUUAACCCUAUAAUCAAUCAGAUUUGAGAAAUAAUUCUAAAUGUU